AUGGCGGCCGAAAAGGCGGCGGCACUGCAAGGAGUUCUUCUCACAGAUUUGUGGAAUGGGCCACUCUGCGCGGUAAGUCGGACGCGCGAGCGACUGGGCCAUAUCGACUUUGCCAUGGUGGUGCCCCCGCUCCGCGCGUUUGUAUACUGCAUGUUGUGCCCUUUUCUCUGCUACCCGAUUGCCGCGCUGCACUUGUGGGGCUACUACCGCUGCAUGCGGACCCUCAUCUUUCCCAAGUCUUACCGAAAGGAGCGCUACGCCUCACAUGUGAUGUACGGCGUGCAGAAGCGUGUGUAUGAUGCGAGGCAGAAGCGCAUUCACGAAACGACGGUCGGUGAUGCAGAGGAAAUUCAACGCGCCCUGGAAGUCACCGCUGGCGCACGAAAUCAUUUUGUGGAUGAUCCCAACGCGAGCGGUGUUGCGUACUUCGUCGUGGAGCAAAAAAUUAUGAGGGCGGAGGCCAUUUUUACGGGGGAGAAUUGGGCCUGGGCGUUGAUCUCGGACAGUUGCAGGUUUCUAGUCCCCGUCUUCUUGGCGUACUUGUUCGUUCCCUCCUGCAGGCGGCUGGGAGUCGACCUGCGGUUGUGGGCGCAAGGGCGUCUGCGUUGGUGGCAGCUGCGGCACCCCGUACUCAACUUCUUCAAGUCGUACCGCGACUACAACAACGUCAUCAAGCGUAUCAACAUCACGAAGCCCCCACCAAAAGGCAAGGAGCCGUGGACCAAAAAUCUUUAG
Trypanosoma conorhini is the source of this 735-nucleotide messenger RNA. RefSeq lists its product as uncharacterized. Bases 1 to 735 code for a protein of 244 amino acids. NCBI's taxonomy places the organism in Eukaryota, Euglenozoa, Kinetoplastea, Trypanosomatida, Trypanosomatidae. The record is from RefSeq and is a predicted model, not a curated record. The transcript has a single exon.